Molecule: messenger RNA, 2584 nt
Organism: Leptopilina boulardi
Lineage: Eukaryota; Metazoa; Arthropoda; Insecta; Hymenoptera; Figitidae
Gene: eIF3b
Product: eukaryotic translation initiation factor 3 subunit B
Exons: 11
Coding region: 49-2157 (702 amino acids)
Biological process (GO): translational initiation
Cellular component (GO): eukaryotic translation initiation factor 3 complex
Molecular function (GO): translation initiation factor binding; translation initiation factor activity; RNA binding
Source: RefSeq, a predicted model, not a curated record
GACAUCGUUGAACAACUGCUCUGCUGACGAUGCUGAGAGGUUUUCAAGAUGGCAAAAAAAGGUUCGGUCGUUAAAUCGUCUCAAAACGAAGAUAAUAAUAAAGCAAAUGACGAUACAGUGAAUGAUGAUGAAGAACCAAACUUCAGUGAUCCCGAGGACUAUGUUGAUGAUAUUUCCGAUGAGGAACUUCUCGGAGAUAUCCUCAUUACAAAACCAUCUGAAACUGAUGGCGUAGAAUCUGUGAUUGUUGUCGACGGUGUUCCUCAGGUCGAGCCAAGUCGGCAGGAGAAGCUCACGGUCGUCAUUGAUAAAAUCUUUUCAAAGCAUGGCACAAUUGUGAAUAAAUGGUUUCCCGUUAACGAGAAUGGAGUAACCAAAGGAUACAUCUUUUUGGAAUUUGAAAAUCCACAUCAGGCUAUGAUAGCAGUAGCUAAGGAGAAUAAUUAUAAAAUCGAUAAAUUACACACAUUCAAGACAAAUUUAUUUACUGAUUUCAAAAAGUUUGAGGAAAUUUCAAAAGAUUGGGAACCACCUAUAUCACAACCUUUCAAAGGCGCUGGAGAUUUACAUUCUUUUUUGCUCGAUCAAGAUGCAUACGAUCAAUUCUCCGUGUUGUCUGGCAAUAGUUCGGCAGUUUCUGUUCAAAUUUGGCAAAAUUCAGCACCAGAACCCUCAUUAUUGGAAGAGAGAAUGAGAUGGACGGAAACUUAUAUAAAAUGGUCACAACUGGGAACUUAUUUAGUUACUUUUCACAAACUUGGAGUGGCACUUUGGGGCGGUCCAGGAUUUACCCAACAAGCAAGAUUUAGUCAACGUGGUGUUGAGUGUGUUGAUUUUUCACCAUGUGAAAAAUAUAUUGUCACUUAUACACCACGCUCGGAUGGAAGUCCAGAUCAAAAACGAAUUGUCAUUUGGGAUAUUUUCACCGGUCAAGAGAAACGUUCAUUCUGUUUAGAAGCAACUUCAAUUUGGCCUCUAUUCCGUUGGUCACAUGAUGAUAAAUAUUUUGCAUGUAUUGGUGAAGAUCUUUUGAGUGUCUACGAAACACCGUCAUUUGGAUUGUUGGACAAGAAGAGCUUUAAAAUUGCUGGAAUUCAAGAUUUCGGUUGGUCACCAACAGAUAAUAUUCUCGCUUAUUGGCGUCCAGAAGACAAAAAUAAUCCCGCUCGUGUCACUCUCUUGGAAAUUCCAAAUCGUAAUGAAAUUCGUAACAAGAAUUUGUUCAAUGUUGCCGAUUGUAAGAUAUUUUGGCAAAAGUCGGGAGAUUAUCUCUGCGUGAAGGUCGAUCGUUUUGCUAAACGAAAAGAAAAAACGGAACAAAAAUACAGUGGAAUGUCCUACAACUUUGAAAUCUUUCACAUGAGAGAAAAGGAGAUUCCCGUCGACAGUGUGGAGAUAAAAGAACCAAUUCAUGCGUUUGCUUGGGAGCCAGUUGGUUGUAAAUUUGCCAUUAUUCACGGUGAAGUACCAACUGUUAGCGUUAGUUUCUACGAGGUUCGAUAUGGACAUCAACCUGCACUUUUGAAAAAACUUGAGAAGAAAGCUUGCAAUCAUCUCUUCUGGUCCCCUGCUGGUCAAUUUAUUGUUCUUGCUGGUCUAACAUCAAUGUCAGGGGCUUUAGAAUUCAUCGAUACGAAUGAUUUCACUGUAAUGAAUUGCACAGAUCAUUAUCAAACUUCCGAUGUUGAGUGGGAUCCCACUGGACGUUACGUAGUAACAGCUGUGUCCAGUUGGAAAACAAGUGUUGAUAACGGAUAUUGGCUUUGGACAUUCCAAGGACGUAUCCUUAAAAGAAUAAAUCUUAAUGGUUUCAAUCAACUCUUGUGGCGUCCACGACCACCGUCACUAUUGUCCGCUGAGCAAAUCAAAGAGAUUAAGAAGAAUCUCAAGAAAUAUUCGUCUCAAUUCGAAAGUAAAGACCGAAUGCGACUUACGCGCGCUUCCAAGGAAUUAAUCGAGAAGCGUUGUGCUUUAAUGAAAGCUUUUGAAGAAUAUCGCAAUAAACGAAUUGAUGAAUGGAAUAGUCAGAAGAAGAGACGAAUGGAAUUACGUAACCACAUCGAUACGGAUGAAUUGGAUUCGGACACAAAGAAUGUGGAGGAGGAAGUUGUGGAAUUUUUCGUAAAGGAAGAAAAUUUUAUCAUUGACGACAAAUAAAAACUGCAGGAAAGGUACAUACAUCAUCUUACUUGCCCUAAUUGGAAACCUCUUGAGUUUUCGAGAGCCGGUGUGUGAUUAUAAACAAAACAAAACAAAACAAAAAAAAUUCAAAAUUACUCUUUUCAAAGGAGUGUGGAAUUUUUUCUCCAUUAUUACCAAUAAUUAAUCAACAAUAAAAUGUUGAUUAUUUGCGGUAAUGGACAAGUAAUUUCAUUUAAUUAUCAUUUGCAAUAUAAAUUUCCCCUUUUAUACAUUAUGCAUUUUAGUAGACGAAAUCGUAACUGCAUUAAAUUUUAUGAAUUUUACCACAUUCCCUACAGAAUAUUUUCUUUGAAAAAUGAAUUCCAUGAAAUGUUAAUCAUGCAAAUUUUUUUAAAUUAUUUAUCUGACGUCUAUGAAAAUAAAAAUCAUAUGUAUAAAAGAA